Molecule: messenger RNA, 828 nt
Organism: Chaetomium globosum CBS 148.51
Lineage: Eukaryota; Fungi; Ascomycota; Sordariomycetes; Sordariales; Chaetomiaceae
Exons: 3
Coding region: 1-828 (275 amino acids)
Cellular component (GO): membrane
Molecular function (GO): palmitoyl-(protein) hydrolase activity
Source: RefSeq, a predicted model, not a curated record
AUGGCUGCGCCGCCAACCGCGCCGACUGCAUUAAUUUAUCCCUCCCACGUCCCCGCCAACGCCCGCACCGACGUCCCGCGCCCGAGCCAAUUCCACUUCAAAGACUACGAGGAGCUUAUCAUUCCAACCAACGAUGGCGAAAAGUUGUCGGCCUUCUACAUUCGGGGGCCUCGCGGUGGGCCAAAUUCCAAGGUGACGGUGUUGAUGUUCCACGGAAAUGCUGGCAACAUUGGUCAUCGUCUGCCCAUUGCACGCAUGUUGAUCGCCGCUUCCGGCUGUAAUGUCUUUAUGCUCGAAUACCGCGGUUAUGGCAUCUCUACGGGCGAACCUGACGAGUCUGGCCUGAACAUUGACGCUCAAACGGCCCUCGACUACCUCCGCGACCGGGCUGAGACCCGCGCCCACAAGAUCGUCGUGUAUGGCCAGAGUCUGGGUGGCGCUGUCGGCAUCCGUCUCGUCGCCAAGAACCAGGCUAGCGCGGACAUCAGCGGACUGAUUCUCGAGAACACCUUCCUCAGCAUGCGCAAACUGAUUCCCUCCAUUAUGCCGCCCGCCAAAUACCUGGCCUAUCUGUGCCACCAGGUCUGGCCGAGCGACAGCUUGAUACCCAGCAUCAAGGUGCCGACGCUCUUUUUGAGCGGGCUCCAGGACGAACUGAUACCACCAAUUCACAUGAAGCGCCUCCACGACCUGUCAAAAGCCCCCAUUAAGGUCUGGAAACCUCUCCCUGGCGGCGAUCACAACUCGAGUGUGGUCGAGGACGGUUACUUCGAGGCCAUUGUGGACUUUAUGAAUAGGAUAGUGGCGGCGGACGGCGAGAAGCAAUGA